AUGGGUUUCGACCUCGGUGCGCCUGCCAAUACUGCUCUCUUCCUCUACAUCCUCUACUCUUUCCAAAAAAUCCUCCUCCCAUCUUCUUCUCCUCCAAAGUCUGUCCCAAACGAGUUCAAAGCCGGCUACUCAUGGAUGCCUAAAGCCCACCCACCCACGGUCCUGUUCAAGACGUACACACCGAAGACCCUGGAGCCGUUCAACGGAGUCGACGGUGGAAGGAUCCUACUAGCCAUUGACGGGACCGUGUUUGACGUUACUGCUGGCAGGAAUUUCUACGGACCGAAUGGAAUGUACGGAAACUUCGCUGGCAGAGAUGCCUCGAGGGGAAUGGCCAAGCAGUCAUUCGACGUCGAGAUGCUCACACCGAUCGACCAACCGCUGGAUAAACUCCAGGACCUUGCUAAGGAUGAAAUUGAGAAUAUGAGAGGGUGGGUCGAGCAUUUCACCAGCAAGUACAUCGUGUGUGGGAAGCUCGUUGAGAACGAUGCGUGA
Pleurotus ostreatus (oyster mushroom) is the source of this 495-nucleotide messenger RNA. RefSeq lists its product as uncharacterized. The record is from RefSeq and is a predicted model, not a curated record. The transcript has 5 exons. NCBI's taxonomy places the organism in Eukaryota, Fungi, Basidiomycota, Agaricomycetes, Agaricales, Pleurotaceae. The coding region runs from base 1 to 495 and encodes 164 amino acids. Gene Ontology annotation, cellular component: endomembrane system; membrane.